UGAUGUCGUCAGAGGCCUGGCAGUGCGCAGACUCUGUGAGUCGGACCAUUGAUUGGAAAACAACGGGCUGUGGGAGGACGGCUGAGGGAAGGGAUUCAGACCACAGCUCACACCACGCUGCCAUCUUUCUCUCCUCGUGAUUUUUGCUCCCUUUGGCCCUGGAAUGAAAAGAAUUGCUGCUCGUCCACAGAGGAGAGCGUCUUAGACACAGAUCAUCCCCGUCCCACAGUCUGGCUCGUCUGCUGCAGGGUUCCCAUAUUGCACUGAAUUGACGAGGGCACAAUGGAAGCCCCUCUUGUGUGUUUGGAUGAAGAAUUUGAGGACCUCCGGCCCUGCCAGAUGGAUGAGUUAGACCAUCCAAUACUCAACCACUCUUCUUACUCUCCCACCACCACCACCACCACCAUGGUCCCCCUGGCUUCCAUCACCCGUGAGGACAUUUCUGAGCUGGAAAACUUCUCUGAGAUGAUGAGCUUCAAGUCAAUGGAGGACCUGGUCAAUGAGUUUGAUGAGAAGCUCAAUGUCUGCUUCCACAACUACAACACCAAGACAGAGGGCCUGGCACCCAUACGCAACCAGACGGACAACCGAGAGGAAGAGGAGCGUCUGCAGGACGAGGAUGUGUGGGGUGCCCUCACAGAUAACUACAUCUCCACCUGGGACAGCCCCAACUCAGAGGGACUCAACGGAAAUCUUUCUGAUCAGGAGAUCCACGAAAAAGAGGAAGAGGAGAUGAAUGAGAAGAAUGACAACGCUAACUGCCUGAAUGAAGAGCCUCUAAUCACAGCUGAUCAGGUCAUUGAGGAGAUAGUGGAGAUGAUGGAGAACUCACCGGAUCCUGGUGAAACUGAGGAGGAGGAUGAGGAGGAGGGCAGCCACUGCUCCUCCAGGACCAACCCAUCCCUCCUGGAGGAGAUCAGGCAGCUGUCACAGGCUUCCAACAACAACUGCUCCUACGAAGGCCUGAGUCUGAUGCCCAGUUCAGCGCUGGUCACGUUGUUGCAUCGGGUGGAGGCCGCCAUCCGCGAGUACUCAGAGGAGCUGGUGAGCCAGCUGGCCCGGCGUGACGAACUGGAGUUUGAGAAAGAGGUGAAGAACACAUUCAUCACAGCCCUGAUGGAGGUGCAGAACAGGCAGAAGGAGCAGCGAGAAAGCAGCAAACACCGCCGCCGAGACAAGGCCCUGAGCCUGCAGGGGACCGCGACCAUCAUAGGAGGGAAUAUGAGCUCCACAACACGCACGGAGAAGACAGGGAGCAUGCCCGUCAAGCGUUUCAGCAUGGAGGGAUUGUCCAACAUCCUGCAGACGGGCAUCAGACAGACAUUUGGAAGCACAGUGAAUGAGAAACAGUAUCUAAACACAGUAAUUCCAUACGAAAAGAAAGGAACCCCUCCAUCGGUCGACGACCUGCAGAUGCUCACAAAAAUUCUUUAUGCCAUGAAGGAGGACAGUGAGAAGGUGCCGACAUUACUGACUGACUACAUAUUAAAAGUGUUGUGUCCUACCUAAAGGGUCCCCAGGCUAGGGGCAAAGUCUGUGCUGGAAAAUUCCCUUCCCAAGGGUUUUUCCAACCUGGCAGCCCUCCUGGCCCCUGGCCCAAGCUGCAUGACCCCAGCCCUCCUUCAUGGAUCCUCACCAUCGACAUUAUCAUACUCACCUCGAUGACGCCUGCCUUUUGCUGAGCUCACCUCCUCCCGUCCUGCAUAUCCAGCUCAGGCCAAACAACAAACAGCAUCUGACCACAGGUGGGCAGGCCGCCACCCACUUCUAAUGACCUUCAUGAAGCAUGAUACGCUUUUAACGACCUCAACAACACACUGGUACAGGGAUAUAAUU
This is a messenger RNA of Thalassophryne amazonica, 1836 nucleotides long. It is a transcript of the gene fez1, whose product is annotated as fasciculation and elongation protein zeta 1 (zygin I). The record is from RefSeq and is a predicted model, not a curated record. The transcript is spliced from 10 exons. NCBI's taxonomy places the organism in Eukaryota, Metazoa, Chordata, Actinopteri, Batrachoidiformes, Batrachoididae. Gene Ontology annotation, cellular component: axon; cytoplasm. The coding region runs from base 283 to 1509 and encodes 408 amino acids.